UCUUUAGCCUAUCAUCAAAAGCACUGUUCUGGUUUAGGAGAAGCAACUCAAGAAGUCAAAUUACCUAUCAAGGAUGUCAAUGACCUUGAGAAGCUUAAGAACUAUAGUCGAAUGAUCAAUGCUCUAUGUGUUAUUAUAGCUGACUUUGAGGCUGAUAAUAAGAAAUGCGAUGAGAAAUAUGGAGGGCAAAUAGGAGAAAAUGCUAUUCAGGAAUUUGUUAAAAGAAUUGAUAAGGAAUUAGUUCAAAUUAAUAGGGUCUUAGCUAUAAAGCAUGACCGAAUUAAGACUGAAGAAGACAAGAAAAAAUUUACUAAAACAAAUACCUGCUGGAUAUGUAAAGAUAAAUUCAAUAGAGAUAAUAAAGAUAAGGUUUGGGACUAUUGUCAUAUAACAGAUAAGUUUCGAGGACCUGCUCACAAUGCUUGCAAUCUCAAACUUCAGAUUGAAUCAUGGAAAACUCCUAUCUCAGUUGUCUUUCAUAAUUUUCAGGGCUAUGACUCUCAUUUAGUCUGUAAAUCUGUUGGGAAAUCUGUUAAUGCUUAUCAGAUAAAAGUUAUAGCUGAAACAUUUGAGCAUUAUAAAUCUAUGAAGGUAGGUCAACAUAAAUAUAUAAAUAACAUGCAAUUCAUGAAUAAUAGCUUGGCAAAUCUUAUGAAAAAUUUGGGUUCCAAUCACUCUAUUACAAGCCAGCACUUUAAAGACUAUUCUUCAGAUCAAAUUUCAUUAGCAAGUUGUAAAGGAGUUUAUUCUUAUGAUUAUAUAGAUUCUCAAGAAAGAUUUAAGAAAACAGAGCUUCCUCCUAUCCAUGAGUUUUAUAGUAUUCUUAAAGGCAAGAUUUCACAAGAUGACUAUUAUCAUGCCCAAAAAGUAUGGAAAACUUUUGGUUGUAAGACUCUAGAAAAAUAUCAUAAUCUCUAUCUUAAGAUUGAUGUACUUAGUCUUGCAGAUAUUUGGACCCAAUUCCAAAUGACAUGUAUGCAGUAUUAUGAGCUUGAUCCUAGUCAUUAUGUUUCAGCACCUGCAUUAGCUUGGAAUGCUAUGCUUAAGAUGACAGGUGUUAAAAUAGAGCUCUUUACAGAUAUGUCUAUGUAUGAUUUUAUAGAAGAUGCUAAGCAUGGAGGUAUAGCUAUAGCCUGUAAGCGCUAUUUCAAAGCCAAUAAUCCAAAAAUAGACAAGAAAUUUGAUCCAUCUAAACCCACAACAUAG
Molecule: messenger RNA, 1206 nt
Organism: Cetraspora pellucida
Lineage: Eukaryota; Fungi; Glomeromycota; Glomeromycetes; Diversisporales; Gigasporaceae
Source: the annotation of a GenBank genome assembly